This is a messenger RNA of Fraxinus pennsylvanica, 543 nucleotides long. The record is from the annotation of a GenBank genome assembly. NCBI's taxonomy places the organism in Eukaryota, Viridiplantae, Streptophyta, Magnoliopsida, Lamiales, Oleaceae.
AUGGAAGCUUUAUGGAGUAUAGAAGACAGAUUCAAGGUAUCAACACAAAAGGCUGUUGCAUUGUUUGCUUGCACUGGUUUUCUAGUGAUCUGUCUUUGCACAGCUGCUGCUAUGAAGAGGUGUAGGAGGAAAGGAGCAGUGUAUCAAGAACCAUACACUGAGGCAUCAACCACCACCACAACAUGGGCUGAGCCGCCACGGCCGGGGUGGGGCUCGGUGAAGAAAGCGUUGAUGAGCUCGGUGAGGUGGAGCGGGGUGAGCAAGUGGGACGUACAGUUCAGUGGGAGUGAAAGAGAGAGGCCUACGCCAUUGCUUGCAAGAGGAAGUUGUGCAGGAGAUUCCGGGUGGCAGAGUCAUAAUUCAACUUCACCCGUGUGGCAAAGGCCAAUACUCAUGGGUGAAAAGUGUGAGCUGCCAAGAUUUAGUGGCCUCAUACUGUAUGACGAAAGAGGGAGGCCACUUGAUCAGUGUGAAGAAGGAAAUAUCUACAAACAGGAGGAAAAGGCUGCAGAUGUGAGAACCACACUGAGAGACUUGCUAUGA